AUGUCCGACAGUCGCUCCUUCUCCAUCCCCACAGUCCGCAUUCCUCCGCCGCCGUCUCCCCAUAGUCCGUUACGAUCCCCGAAGCGAAGGCAACAUCUACGACAUCUACCAGUCGAUGAAGACCCGCUUCUUGGGAAGCUGUCCCCAGAAGCAAUUCUCGAUGCUCUUGCCGCUAUCAACGCUGUGACUAGACAUGAAGGCCACGCAAAGGAUCUUCUUACUAGAAGUAUUUCACAAGCUUCACCUGAUGAUCGGUUACUCGGAGCCCGAGCAGCCAUAGCAGCCAAAAGGCUGAGAGAAUGGCUAAAGGAAUUACAAGUGUGGCAAUGGCCAAAGGGGCUCAGCAUACAACAAGGCAAGGGCUUUAUCACGCCGUUGGAUAAUCAGUCGGAGUUUUGGGGUAGUCUUCCAGCCCAUCUAGUCGUGGAAUACGAAGCUCGACUAGAGCAGAUCCGAGACGGCAUGGAGGGUUUGAACGUGGACGAACUAAAGGAACAUAUCAUGAACGUCCAUGUACCAGGUCGAUCCCGUCCAUCCUCAGCACACAGUGCUCUUAGUGCGAUAUCCGCUCCUCCGUUUACACACGUACAAUUAAGCGAUUUCACCGCAGUUAUUACGGCCACUAUACUCCGUGCCUUGCCUACGUUGGCACGAUUGAAUGUGCUGUUCGAUAAUUGGACCGUGAGAUUACUUGUGUUGCGCCAGAUCCCGGGUCUUUUGACUUCUUUGGAUACGGCACGUGCAUUCCUCGACUGUACGUUACUCGCUACUCAGGAGUCUCAACGAAAUAAACGUUAUUCCAUGCUAGACUCGAAUUCCGGACGCGAGAAACUCGUUCAACUCAUUGGUACGGCUGGAUCUCGUAUGGACACGGUUCUAGACGCUUUGGAGGGUCGAGAGGAUUCUAUCCCUGAAGCAUGGAUUGACAGGAUGGAUGCGUUGGAGACGGAUUUUGCAAACUGGGUUCAGCUUACAGGAAAGAUGGCAAUUGAAAAAGUAUGGGUGUCCUCGGAGUCAGACGUACAUAGAAGAUCGGUUGUUGAAGAAGAGGAGUUGCAACCGGAGGUUACCGACACGGAGCAACAACUUGAUGAAGCUGCAACAGAACGAAAUGUUCAGACUCAUGAAGAUUUAUCCUCUGCCACUGCCAACGAGAUAGUCGAUGCUACUCCAGGUGUCACCACGACGUCACAGAAUAUAGCACCCUCGCCAGAAGCUAUUCCUACUCCUUCACUCGACAUUACAGACAGUCUUCCUAUUGCCACCGCAGAUACAACUUCAUUGCCCGUGGCCAACAAAGCAGAUGAGCCAGACUUGAUUACAGAUAAUGAAAAUCCAAAACCUAUACUUACGGCUACCGAACCUCAUUCGACAUCCAAGUCUGUAGAAGAAACCCCUAAUCUUGAUAUUCCAUCCAUCACAGUGAAAUUCGAACAAGCAGAAGCUCAUUCCGACCCUCCGAUUCCGAUAAUGGAGCCCAAUCACAAUUAUAAACAAGGAGCAAUCCAGACCGACCCUGCAACAAAUCCCGAGGUCGAAAAAUCAACGAUCCCGCUUCGAGUGAAAAAGUCUAUUCCUGUUCUUGAAAUGAUUGAGGAGUCAACCUCCGAGGAUUCUGAGUCUGGGUCCGUACAACACCAUACAGAACCAUUGAAAUCACUACCACUACCAGCUGUUGAAAGUCACAACUUCAACCUUCCUCCUGAGACGCAAACCGAAGCCAGUCAUGCUACAACAGAAGACAAAUCCGACCUUCUACCAACAUCCGUCAUGCCGACGAUUGUCGAUCAAGAUGAGCAGCAGCAAGCACUUUUCGAAAAUGUUGAGUUCUCUGAAGAUUUACAAAAGCAUCGACAACACCAUCCGACCACACUAACUACCGAUUCAAAUAAGGAGGAGGUUGCAGAAACAAGCGAAAAACAGCAUUCUACUGAUAGCCAUUCAAGAACAGAAGCUACGUCGACCAUAGAGCCGGUGACAGGGACCGUCGAUCACCCCAAUACCGUCCAAAGAGAAAAACCAGAUCAGGUCCGCGCGCAUAUUGUGGAAAUAUUAAACUCUGAUGUAUCUAUACCAGAAUUAGAUGCAGGCGAGUCCUCCCCACGACAUCCAGACUCCGAAAGUCCACGUUCUGUUAUGACACCCUGGCUUGCCCCAGAAGAUGCCGCUAUCAAAGAGACGCCCCAGAGCUCCUUAAUAGAAUCGCCUAUCAAGGUCAUGACAACUGCCGGUCAGAGCUUUGUGCCUCUCGGCCUUUCCAAAUUCAUGAAGAAGCGAUAG
Molecule: messenger RNA, 2280 nt
Organism: Talaromyces marneffei
Lineage: Eukaryota; Fungi; Ascomycota; Eurotiomycetes; Eurotiales; Trichocomaceae
Exons: 2
Coding region: 1-2280 (759 amino acids)
Source: RefSeq, a predicted model, not a curated record